UGUGUCAUCGGGCGAUUUUGUUUGAGCAAAUUUUUAUCGAAGAAGCCCUUGUUUUAUUUAGUCUCUCUUGUCUGAAAUCAAUCUAUUGGUCUGUGUGUUUUUUUGGGGAAUGUGAAGCUUUUGUCUUGUUUUCGCUCUCUGAUUGUCUGUAUAUUGGAUUGUUUCAGAACUCGAAUCGCAUAAAGUUCGAAUUUUUGCUUAGAUUGUACCAAAGGGCGUGUGAUUGAGGAAGAAUAAGAUAAAAAAGGGGGAAACUUUGGGAUUUUCUCUCGAUCUCAGAUGAUGACAAGACGAAAUUGAUGGAUUUGGUUCUUCUAGGUGUUAGUUUAGAGAAUCUGAAUUCUGGUGUUGAGAAAAAAGAAGACUGGUGUGUGUUUUCGGUUUGAAUUAUGUGGAAGCAGAUUCUAAGCAAGCUCCCUAAAAAGUCUUCUAAGCACGAACAUCGUGGGCGUGAACACGGUGGCCAUGGCCAUUCUUCUUCAUCUCAUGCUUCAGGUGCCUCUACUUCGAAAAGUAGUGAUAAUGGUACCGGGAAAUCAGGGAAUUCGCAUGCGAAGAAUGGUCCAGCAGGUACGAAAUCCACUACUUCUGACUCGGGUUUUAAAGACGGGAAUCUAAAGAACAGUGGGAACAAUAACAAAAACAACAACAACAACAACAGCAGCAACAAUAAUGGAGUUUUCACUCCUUAUGAAGCAUUGCCGAGUUUUAAAGACGUUCCAAACACGGAAAAGCAAAACCUGUUCAUUAAAAAGUUAAAUUUGUGCCGUGUAGUGUUUGAUUUCACAGAUCCUACAAAGAACAUCAAGGAAAAAGAGAUUAAGAGGCAGACAUUGCUGGAGCUUGUGGACUAUGUGAAUGCUCCUCCGAAUGGAAAGUUUAGUGAAGUGGGUAUCCAAGAAGUUAUUCGAAUGGUGUCUACUAACAUAUUUAGAACGCUAAAUCCUCAACCACGGGAAAAUAAAGUUAUUGAUGCCUUAGACCUAGAGGAGGAAGAGCCUUCUAUGGAUCUUGCGUGGCCUCACUUGCAGCUUGUAUAUGAGCUUUUCUUGAGGUUUGUUGCUUCCCCUGAGACUGACACCAAGUUGGCUAAGAGAUAUAUAGACCAAUCUUUUGUCUUGCGGUUACUGGAUUUAUUUGAUUCCGAGGAUCCUAGAGAAAGAGAUUGUCUGAAAACUAUUCUCCACCGUAUCUAUGGUAAAUUUAUGGUACACCGACCUUUCAUCAGGAAAUCCAUAAACAACAUCUUCUAUCGAUUUGUUUUUGAGACAGAAAAACACAAUGGGAUUGCUGAGUUUCUAGAAAUCUUGGGAAGUAUCAUCAAUGGAUUUGCUCUUCCCUUGAAAGAAGAGCACAAAGUGUUUCUUGUUCGAGUUUUGAUACCUCUCCACAAACCGAAAUGCUUGCAAAUGUAUCAUCAACAACUGUCUUAUUGUAUCACACAGUUUGUGGAAAAGGAUUGCAAACUUGCUGAUACGGUUAUAAGAGGAUUGUUGAAAUACUGGCCUGUGACAAAUAGUUCUAAAGAAGUCAUGUUUCUGAAUGAGUUGGAGGAAGUACUCGAAGCAACGCAGCCACCAGAAUUCCAACGGUGCAUGGUACCACUGUUUCGCCAAAUAGCUCGAUGUUUGAACAGUCUGCAUUUUCAGGUUGCAGAGAGAGCUUUAUUCUUAUGGAACAACAAUCACAUUGAGAAUCUGAUAAUGCAGAAUCGUAAAGUUAUUCUUCCAAUUAUAUUCCCUGCCUUGGAGAUAAACGCGCAGAAACAUUGGAACCAAGCUGUUCAUAGCUUGACAUUAAACGUGCGAAAGAUAUUCCAUGACCUUGACCCUGAGUUGUUCAAAGAAUGCCUUGCUAAGUUCAAGGAAGAUGAAUCAAAAGCAGCUGAAACCAAAGCAAAACGGGAAGCCACUUGGAAACGUUUGGAAGAACUCGGGGUGCAGAAGGCUUCAUAAAGUUAGUGCUGUAGAGAAGAAACGGAGAGAGAGAGAGAGAGAGAGUCUUCUGUAUUUUCUAUUGGAAUUGGCAUGUUCUUCAGAUGCAUUCUUCAGAAGAGAAAAGUUUCAUAUUGGUCUCUUCAUGUGAAGGAAAGGAAACUCAAGAUGUAAGAUUUGUUCCCGUUUUGAUUUCCAUUAUUUUUUUUCUUGUUUCCUCUAAAAUCUUCCUGCUUGUUAAUGGGUUUCUUUUUUUUUUUCUGCCACAUUGUAUGAUCCCCUUGUUCCACUUUCUUGAGACUUGUCUGAUUCAUUCAUCUUCUGCUUUGAUACCUGCAAAAUUGCAGCUUUAGAA
Messenger RNA from Capsella rubella, 2289 nucleotides. RefSeq names its product serine/threonine protein phosphatase 2A 59 kDa regulatory subunit B' eta isoform. The transcript has 3 exons. Bases 390 to 1955 code for a protein of 521 amino acids. The record is from RefSeq and is a predicted model, not a curated record. Gene Ontology annotation, biological process: signal transduction. Gene Ontology annotation, molecular function: protein phosphatase regulator activity. Gene Ontology annotation, cellular component: protein phosphatase type 2A complex. Lineage: Eukaryota; Viridiplantae; Streptophyta; Magnoliopsida; Brassicales; Brassicaceae.